GCAAAUGAUAAAGUUAAACAACUAAUGACAUCUCGUGAACAGAACUGCAUGGUUGCUCUAAAAGUCAUAAAAAGUGACAAACCAUCGGACUUUCUGAAUGAGUUUAAAGCUCAUUAUGAAUGUCAGCUUAGAAGCAAGAUAGUAGUAGUCUCACAAAAUAUUGAAGGUAGAAAUAAACUAUGUGUAGAGCCAAAGAUUGCGGAUUUAGGUUUUGCCAGAAAAAUAAAUGAUGCAACAGGAAAUACAGGAAUAUUUGAAUUAAAUGAAACUCAACUUAAAAUAAAAAAAGGAUUUUUAAAAGCGGAUAAAUAUACUCCACCAACAUUACAAGAUUUAGACGUUUUGCGGAGUAACGAUUUUACGGAUUCUGAAGAACUUAUUAUCAAUAAUGAUUUUGAAGAACAUAAAUUUAUUAUUAAUAAAGAUUCUAAAGAUUCUGAAGAGCAUAAAUUUAUUAUCAAUAAUGAUUUUAAAGAUUCUGAAGAGUAUAAAUUUAUUAUCAAUAAUGAUUUUAAAGAUUCUGAAGAGCGUAAAUUUACUAUCUAUAAUGAUUUUGAAGAUUCUGAAGAGCAUAAACUAAUCAAAAAUGAAUCCGAAGAGACAAAUCAAAUAAUUCCUCAUAUACCUGUCAAUUUAGUCAAUAAAACUGCAAAUCAG
Messenger RNA from Racocetra persica, 657 nucleotides. NCBI's taxonomy places the organism in Eukaryota, Fungi, Glomeromycota, Glomeromycetes, Diversisporales, Gigasporaceae. The record is from the annotation of a GenBank genome assembly.